Messenger RNA from Haplochromis burtoni (Burton's mouthbrooder), 999 nucleotides. RefSeq names its product putative ferric-chelate reductase 1. The annotation marks the transcript as partial. The transcript is spliced from 6 exons. NCBI's taxonomy places the organism in Eukaryota, Metazoa, Chordata, Actinopteri, Cichliformes, Cichlidae. The record is from RefSeq and is a predicted model, not a curated record. Gene Ontology annotation, biological process: regulation of glutamate receptor signaling pathway.
CAACUCAACCAGCCACACAACACCACUUCCAACACCAGCACCCCAAUACCAUCCAGCAACAACACCACUUCCAACACCAGCUCCACAACACCAUCCAGCAACAACACCACUUCCAACACCAGCUCCACAACACCAUCCAGCAACAACACCACUUCCAACACCAGCACCACAACACCAUCCAGCAACAACACCACUUCCAACACGAGCACCACAACACCAUCCAGCAACAACACCACUUCCAACACGACUGCAGCUCCAACACCUGCCCCACUAGUGCCUGACAGCAAUGUGACAACUGUUAAUACCUCUUUUACUAGAGAUAAUUGUAGCAAGACACAGCUGUGCGUUUCUCAGCCCUCUGGCUGCGACCCCUCCAGUGGGACAUGUUUCUUCCUUGGUAGCCAAGCGCUGGGAGGUCAGAAUUUUAAGUUUUCACUUUCAGGACAAUCAGACGGCUACGCUGCUCUCACCCUGUCACGGAACACCACACAGGGAGUCAAUGACACAACCUACAUCUGUGCAAAUGACAACAAUGUAGUCAAAUACAUAAGUGCUCUUCUCAACAAUGGCAAGCUGAAUCCCACAACGCUUCAAGUCAACAAUGUGAAGGGCAGAAUCAAUGGAAAGAACAUCCAGUGUCAAUUUGAUGCCACAGUACCAGUCUCUACUAGAGCCCAAACUAAAGCAGCCGCAGACAGUACAAGUUUCUCAAUGUCAGUCUCCACUGGAACUUAUAAUGCCACUUCAGGGGAUCUGGGUAGCCCUACUUUCCAAAUAACAACUAAUGUGGUAAACCUGAGUGAUGUUAAUGCCACCGUCACCAAUUUGGUUAGUUCCAACUCCACCAACACCACCACCACCACCACCAAACCCACCACCACCUCUGCUGCUAAUGCAAUUACAAUCCAGCAAUCAAUGAUGCAAGCUUUGCUGAUCACUGUGGGCAUCCUGACUCUGAGCUGGCUAUAAGGAAACUGAAACCUGCCCUACAUAACAGAU